AUGAUAACUAAUUGCUUAAGUUAGUAUUAUAACAAUUACUCUAAUCAGAGUGAGAAAAAGUUGUAUUCUGAAGGGUUCAUCGGAUCCUAAAUAAUGUUUGAAAAGUUCUAUAUUACAAUGUUUGAAAAUUUUCAUUCUUAAUUUGGUAUCGACAAUCCAAUGAAAUUAAGAGGAGGAGGAUGUGGAUAAUUAAAAGCUAAAAAUCAUAAUCAACUUUUGCAUUUAGAUUCAGUUUAAUUACCUGAUAAUUUUCUUAUCUAACUCAAUAAUUACCUAAAGUUUAUAGUAGAUGAAGCUCCACUCCUUUUUGACGCAACUAAGAAAAAUAAAGUUAUCAAAAGAAUAUAAUGGUUUAUUUAUAAUAGGGAACACUUGAAUUAUUUAUGUAAUAAUGAAAAAGUUAUAUUCAAUUUUUAUGAAAUGGCAAAAGCAAAUUUUGAAAACUUAUUGACAGUCCUUGUUACAUAUUUAAGAAGUUCUUGGUUUGUUUGUUAUUAAGUACUAUAGAUUUGUAAUGAUUUAUUAAGAGUUAUUUAUACCUUCUUAGUGAGUGAAUCGAAAAGAUUCUUAAAGGAAGAAGAAAAAUAAGAUUAUAUCUCUAAAUUAUCUAAAUUUGAAACUUAAUUAGAAAUCGAAUAGGCAAAUGUUUGGAAGACAGGACUGGAAUUUGAAAUUAAAAUAAUGAAAAUUAUGAUUUUGAAUUCUAAAACUGAUUCAACCCAAGGAAAAGAUGUUUUAAUAAACUUUUUCAAAGAAGUAGGAAAAUCAAUUAUCUCAUUAUCACCAUCAGAGAAUUUACUUUCAACAAUAAUUGAAGGGGGAAAAUAUAUUCUAAACUAAGGAUUUGAAAAAAAAUCAUAUCCAAUAGAAACUUAUUAGAUUUAUUACUUAUUUUAAUUAAUUAAAUGGUCAAUAAUUAGAUAAUUAAAAUCUCGAAAUUCAGUUUACAAAUAAAUAUAGUAAUUAAAGGAUCUUUUUUAAUAAUAUAUAUUAGAAUCUGAUAAUUGGAUUUUACAUUAUAGUUGGAUAUAAAUAAUUCUGGAAGUUAUUUCUUACCGACCUGUUGUUAAUAAAUCUAACAUAUCUUUAAAUAAACCAGAUUAAUCAUUAAUUAAAUGGAAUCUACUAAUUGAAAAUAAUUUGAUUCAUCGCUUAUCAUAUAAUAAAAAUGAGGCUAUAAUACAUUUAUUUUAAGAUUAAGAAUAAAACAAUGAUAUUGAAUUAACUUCUCUUUUAGAUAAUUUUUAUGACAAAAAAAAAUUUGUAUUAUUUUCUUAGUUUCUGUUAAAAGGGGACCUAACUUAAAAUCUUAAUUAAUGGGGAUAUUACAAAGAUUUCACUUUUAAAAAAUAAAAAGACAAAAAAUAUGAAGAUUAUGAAAUCAUUCUAGAAAGUUAUGAAUUAGAUAUAUUAUAAAAAUUAAUUAAAAAUCUAAAUUCACAGUAAGAUGAAAUACUUUCGAUUCAUUCAGAAAUAAUAGAAUCAUUUUAAACUUAUUUCUAAGUACCUUCAUACAUUUCAAUUAAUAUUAUCUAAGAUCAUCAAUAAGGAUCUGAAAAGCGUUUUUAACAAACUUAUAAAUAGUUGAUCAUCCUAUCAAAUUAUUUUAGACAAUUAUCAAAAUUCAUUGUUUUAAAAUUGGAAUUGCUUACACCUUACUUAGAUUAAUUUAAAAACAAAGAAAAUCAUAAAUAUUUAACUGAAAUUAAAUCAAAAAUUGAUAAAUUUAAAAAUUCAGAACUUACAGAAUUUAUAAAUGAACUUCUAAAAUUCUUUUUCAUAGCAAUUGAAUUUUUAAGUUGUCUCAACGAAAUGAACUUAUUUUUAGAUACUAAGAGUUUUACAGAUUUAGAAAAAAUAAUUUCGAUGUUUGAAAUUGAUAAAUUUUAAAAUAUCUUCGUAACAUUUGAAAAGCAAUUUAAUCAAUUUACUUAAAAUGUAAUAUCAUAUAAAGAAAAUUUUCUAAAAUUUAUUCAACAGGAGUAAAGGAUUCAAUCUAUGAGAAUUCAAAUAAAAGAUUAGAAUAUUUUAUCAAUAGUUGAAUUUAAUUAGGAUGGAGAAUAGAGUAUAAUUAACAAAUUAUAAGAAAUAUUUAUUAAUAAACAUAAGCUAUUUGAUUCAAAAUUAAUAGCUCUAGAAAAUGUCUAAUCAAAUUUGAUUGAUUGUAAAUUUAUUAUCAUAAAUUUAUAAUUAUUAAAAUAAUUCACCAACAUAUAAAGUUAAUAUUUCAUAACAAUUCAGGAAUUGCUGGAAAAUAAUCAUAAAAACACUGACUAAAAUACAGAAAUUUAAAAGUUGGAUUAAUAAUAAAUUGUUAUUGAUAUUUUAACUUAAUAAAUAUAAAAAAUAUAAUCCUUGAUCGAUGGAAAUUUAAAGGAAUCUGAUUAAUAAAGUAUUGAAAUUAAUUUAAAAGGCUUAUUAGCUUAAAUGGAGUCAGAUUUUAAUUUAAUAAAAAGUGAAUUUCAAAAAUUUAAAAAUAACAACAAUCAUCCUUUAUUACUGACAUUAUUAACAAAUGCGUAAUUCAGAAUUCUAUAAAUAUUAAAUUAGAAUGAAAAUGUAUAAAUAUUGCAAGAGAUUUUAGAAGAUUAUUAAAAUAAUUUGAAUGCAAUAAAAUAAAAUACUUAAAUAUCAAUUCAAGAUUUUUAGAAAGGAGAAGGACAGAAUGAGAAAUCUUUUAGUUUAUUUAACAAAUAGUUAGAUAACAAUCAUCUCCUAAUUAGAAAUAUAAAGGAAGUUAAAAAAUAUUAUAAAUACUAUGAAAAAUUAUUAAUGUUUUAAAUAGAACUUAUACUUAGAAAAGACUAACAAAAAAUAGACGAAGAAUAAUAGAUAGGGUAGUAAAGUGAUUAACAGAAUUAGAUUGAAAAAUUAAAAGAAAAGAGAGAACAAUAUUUUAAUAAAAAGGUAAAAGAUUCAAUUGAAAAGCUGAUUAAAAGUUUUGAUGCUUAAGGAAAUACUGCUUCACCAGUCAUAAAUCUAAAAUUUACAAAUUAUUUAAAGUUUUUUGUUUCACUCACUAAUUUUGAAGAAAAUAAAGGAUUAAAAAUUGAUAAAACUUAUUUUUCUAUUUGGUAAAAUAUAAAAAAUACUUACAAGAAUGCUAAAGAAUAAUUUCUUGAUUUAGUAGAUCUUAAAUAUGAUUAUAAAGUAAGAGAAGGGUUGGUCUACAACCUCAUCAGACUAUAAUAAGUAAAUCAAGAAUAAAAAAUAAAAGCAUUCUGUUAGAAACAUCUAUAAUAUUUUUGGGUAUUUGAAAAAGAUCAAAGAGUUAGAAAUCUAUUGAAAAAUAAAGAAUUAGUUGAAAUUUAGAAAUAGCUAUUUACUUAAGAUAUAGAUAAUUUGGCAGACUCAAUUAAAGAUGAAUUGAAGUCAAGAAUGCAAAAAUUAGAUAAUCUGCAAUAAGAAAUUAAGCUUGAAGGAAACUUUUAAAAAAGAGAGGAACUUUAAGUUUAACUAAAGAAAACCUAUCAAGAACUCGAUGAAUCUUUAGAUAAUAUCUCUGAAAUGUCAGAAGCUAUGGAUAUUAGUUUGUUAUUUUUAAAAAGUAUAUCUAUGGAUGUAAAAUAGAUAAAAGCUUCAAUUGAUAAUUUAUAACAUAGUUUAAAUUAAGUAGGAGAUGACAUUCGUAAACUUAGAGGUAAAAGAUAUGAUGAACUAUUAGAAAUAAGAAAAUAAAAGGUAUUAUUAUAAUCCAAACUAACAGAAAUCGACUCAGUAUAUAUUUAACUAACAACAAUUGAAUAUAAUCCUAUAACUGGUGAGAUAAUCAAAUUUUAAGAUAAUGUAAUAGAAACAAAAUUGAUGAGCGAAUAAUAUAAUGACUUUUAAGGAGAAGUCAAUGAAUUUAUUUGGGAUUAAAAUAGCUAAAAAGAUGUCAUGUUACUUUCAGGAAGUGCAGGUUCUGGCAAAAGUAAAGCCGCUAGAAAGAUAGAAGAAUUGGUUUGGAAAUAAAAAGGAAUUUUAUCUAAAUGGAUUCCUAUCUACGUAUCACUUCCAGCUCUGAAAAAUCCUAAAUUUAAUAUAUUUGAAUAGGCAUUAGAAUCUGAAAAUUAUUAAUUUGAUAAAUAUUAGAUUAAGGAAUUUAAAGAAGCUAUAUAAGGAUAAAAAGAAUUCAUAAUUUUAAUACUUGACAGUUAUGAUGAGAUGAAAUAAGAUUGUUUUUAAUCAAAUCUAAUUUUGACAAAUAAAUUGAUUUAAGAAUUCAAUACUCCUAACAAAUAAAUGAAAGUAAUUAUAACAACAAGAAAAGAAAUACUGAAUACUAUUGGAUAUCAAACCUGGUUUUAUGGAGAAAGCUUGUAAACGUUGAAGGAAGUUUAGUUACAAAAUUUUAAUAAAGAAUAAUAAAAUGAAUAUCUAAAUUAAUACGUUGAGUUAAGUGUUAAAAGAAAAAUUAAAGAAGUUUAUGAAUUUGUUAAAUAAAUAGCUGGAUAAAGUUAUGAUUUGGAAGAAUUACUUACUAUUUGGGGUUUAAUUUCUUCAUAAGUUAACCAUUAUAUUAAAAAAUCUUAAAUUUGGGGAUUUGAUGGUAUUUUCUAAAAUAAAGCAGAAGAAUUAAUAAUAGCAAAAAUAAAAUCUCAUAAGAUACUCAAAAUUUUAAAAGAAGAAUAAACAAAUUCACUGAGAAAGGACUUGAUAUCUUUAUGGAGUGCGAAUAAAUUUAAAUAAUCCAUUAAAAGUGUCAAUAUAGAAAAUUUAUUAACUACUCCAUUCAUGUUGGAAAUUGUUGUUUAAGUCUUGCCAAACAUGGCCAAAAAAUAUUCAGGCGCCUAAUAAAUGAAAGAAAUCUUUAUAAAUAACUAUUUAAAGUUGAAAAAAUAAGUGAUGCUUUCAAAAAUUAAGAGAGAAUUGUACCAAAAAUUAAAUUAAUAAUUAUAAUCGAUUGAAGAAAAUGAUGAAUAAUUGCUAAUAUAAGAAAAAGAGAAAGAAUAAUAAUAGAAAAUAGAGUAAGCCAAACUAAUUAAUAUUAUUGAUUUACUUGAUAAUGAGAACUUUUUUUAAAAAUAUUCAAUUUUUAGUCAAUUAAAACAUGAUACAACUACUGUUAUGAUUGAUAACAUUCAUAUCAAAUUAAGUCUCGAUGAUAUUAAAUUUGUGGUAACUGCUUUAUAAAUGAAAAGAUUUACAGUAUUUGAAUUUUAUGAAAGCUUUAUUAACUUUUAUCAUGAAGAAUAAAUUCAAAAAUAAAGGGAAUUGGGUAGAAUAUAUAACUAUGAAAGUUUUGCAUUUGAUAUUUAUGAAUACUCCUAUUCUUUAGCCAUAGAUAUGACUUUAAGAGAAAUAUCUUAAAUAGACUACAAGCCAUUAGGAAAACUUGAUUUAAAAAGUAACUACAAAAUAGAUUAAGUAACUGAUGAUUGGUUGAAGCAAUAUUUUGAUAUUGAGGAUGAGUAUAAAAAAUUAAUUAAGAGUUGCAUUUUGUUAAGUACUAAAGGAAGUAGUUAUUCAUUCACACACAAAUCAAUUCAAGAAUUCUUUGUUGCCAAAUAUAUUUUUGAUCUUUUAACAUCUUUAAAAGGUUUUAGAAGUAAUUUCAUAGAAGACUAGUAGGAAGAUUUUAAGAAAAAUGAACAAAUUUUAAUAAAAUCAGUAUUUAAUCAUCCAAAAUUUAAUAUUUCUACUGAUAACUUUAGAGGGGCCAUAAUGUUUACUAAAGAGCAAUUAAUAAAUAUAGAAACAAUAAAUUCAUAAUUGAUUGAAUUAGUUAAGCAUUCGAGAAUUCCAGGUUUUUGCAGAGCUGCAUCAAAUAGUAUUUUUUUAUUAGCCUAGAUGAAUGUUUAUUUGGGAUCUUAAGAUUUAAAUAGGAUAAAUUUGGCAUAUACGGAUAUUUCAGGCUUAAGUUUAUUUGAUAGUGAUUUAAGCUAUUCAAAAUUUAAUUAUGUUGAAAUUAAUUCAUGCAAUCUUAAUUAUGCUGAUUUGACAAAUGCAGAGUGGACAAAUGUUAUUUGUAAAGAGAAGCCAUUGUUAUAGGGUCAUAAAAAUGGAGUCUUGGAAGUGUAAUUUUCACCAGAUGGUUCAUUCAUUGUAUCUAUAGAAGAAAAUUGUAAGAACAUUAAAUUAUGGGAUGCAGAAAAAUAUCUAUUCAUCAAAGAUUUAGAAGGUCAUACAGAUAAUGUGAAUUCGAUAACAUUUUCAUCAGACUCCUCAAUGCUGUUAUCAGGAAGUGAUGAUUGCACUAUUUUAAGUUGGGAUUUUAAGAAUCCUUAAUAAAUUACUAGUUAAAUUCAAGUGAAAAUAAAUAAUAAAGUCUCAAUAGUUAGGAUAUCUCAAGAUUCAAAAAAAUUGUUUACAACAGACAUAGCCCUAAAUUUCUAUAUUUUCAAUUUACCUAUCAACAGUAAAAUUGAAGAAUGCAUUUAUCAAAUUAGUAGUUGCCUGAUUUUAAAUUUUGUAUUACAUCCCACUGAAGCAAAAGUUGUGUUACUUUAUGAAAGGAAUAUUUUUUUGAAAAUGUAUACAUUAGAAUUAAUAGACAGUGUAAAAUCAUAAUAAUCAUCAUAAAGUUUUGAAUAUCAGUUAGUCUCAACUUACAGUUAAAGAAAUUGUGAAUAAAGUUUAGUAUUUAGCGAUAAUGGGCAAUAUUUUGCCAUUUUAUCUGAAAAUGAAUGGAUUAUUUGGAACUUAAAGGAUAAUCACAUUUAAAUUGAGAUAAGAUUUGAUUUCAAUAAUAUAAUCAAAUUAAGAUCCAUUUUAUUCACCAAAGAUGAUAAUGAAUUAAUUUUUGCUUCAGAAAAAUUUGUGUUUAAGUAGCAAAAAAUUUAAUAUGUAGGGUAAGUAUAGAAAUGUCUUGAAACUUAAAUAUCUCCUAAAGGUAAUAUGGCUGUAAUAAUUUAUGAAAAAUAACUAAAUUUAAUAGAUAUACAUAAUGAUUUAUCAAUUGGGUUAAGAUAGUUUGAUCUUUAACCUAAUAAAAUACAAUUUUCAAAAGAUAGCAAUAAAUUGUCUUUUUGUUAAAUGAUGAGAAAGAAGUUAAAUAAUUUAUGA
Messenger RNA from Paramecium primaurelia, 6987 nucleotides. NCBI's taxonomy places the organism in Eukaryota, Ciliophora, Oligohymenophorea, Peniculida, Parameciidae. The record is from the annotation of a GenBank genome assembly.